Motacilla alba alba is the source of this 807-nucleotide messenger RNA. Its product is annotated as PHD finger protein 7-like. The record is from RefSeq and is a predicted model, not a curated record. Gene Ontology annotation, cellular component: nucleus. The coding region runs from base 1 to 807 and encodes 268 amino acids. The transcript has 7 exons. Lineage: Eukaryota; Metazoa; Chordata; Aves; Passeriformes; Motacillidae.
AUGUGUGACAGGAAGCAGGAGGGCCCUGGUGCCAGGGAGCCAGCCAGGCGGGGACAGAGCAGCCCUUGGGGCCGAUGCUGCUGCCGGCUAAGAGCCCCGCAGAGGUGCUCAUGCCCGCUGCCAUUGGCUCUGUCCCCUGCAGCAUGCGUGCUGUGUCGCCGUGCAGAGGCUGACCCGGACAUCUGUGGUGACAAACUGGAGAAGUGUGGGCUCUGUGCCCACUUUUUCUGCAUGUUUUUCUGCACUCUUCUAUUUCGCCAUGAGAGCAAUCGUGUGGGACUCAUGGGCUUUCUCCCGCGAGACAUCCAAAUUGCUGUCUCGCGGGCGGCACACCAGCACUGCUGCAUCUGCGGCCAGAGCGGGGCAACCAUCAUGUGCUGCAAGGAGGACUGCGGGAGAUGGUUCCACCUGCCCUGUGCCAAGGAGGGCGGCUGUGUCAAUAUAUACAUUAGUCCAUACAGCUCCUUCUGCCCUGAGCACCGUCCAGAGCAGGAUGUGGAGGCGACUCCAGAGCCGGGCACCGAUUGCCUCAUCUGCAUGGAGCCUGUGGAGGAUAGAAAGACCUUCACAACCCUGGUGUGCCCAACGUGCAGAAGGGCCUGGUUCCACAGGGACUGCAUCCAGGGACAGGCCAUGCACGCUGGCCUCUUAUGCCUCCAGUGCCCCCUGUGCAGAGAAGGCCAGGAAUUCAUUGUUGAAAUGCUCGUCUUGGGGAUCCGAAUUCCCAUCAGGUGUGUGUCCUUCUGCCUGGCUCACGAGACAGGAGGGUGCAAGUGCUGUGCUACAGCCAACAUGGGAGGACAAUAA